AUGAAGUGUGUAGAUUUCCCCAAUGGCUGGAAUCGUUUGAUUCGGGAAAAGAAAUCUAGGGAGUCCGUGGAGUGUGGUGGUGGCGUGAUGAUGGUCGAUAGUAGCCACAGCACCAUCAAUCCACCACCCCACCAAGGCGUCAGUACUCAGCAACAGGCUCUCCAAAUUACCAAGUCACCAAUUACAACAACAGCACCAACAACUGUGCUCUCUUCCUCACCUCCAGCUGAUAGUUCAGUCACUGUAGCAUCAACAUCUACGGCGCCAAAACCUGCUGAAGAAACAUCCGUUACCACUAGUGGCCGGUCUCGUUGGUUGAAAUUACGUACCACCGUCCAGCUAUCCUCAGCAAUCACACAGGUGUCCAAAAAGCCUCCUCUGAAGCGAGAAGAUUCAUUCCUGAAGCGGUUUUCAACCCGUCCUGUACCAGAUCAGAACUCCGCAGAAGGCUCUUCCCGGCUAGCAGGUGAAGGAAUCAUGAAAAGCCACUUCCUCGGGGUCUGGCGGUCAGUCGUCAAUCCGGAUGAAAACAUUCUCUUUUACUGGCUCUCCUUGCUUACUAUCUGUCUUUUGUACAAUGCUUGGACCAUCAUAGUACGACAAGCUUUUCCAGAACUUCAACAAGGUUGGUCCACAAUGUGGUACUGCUUUGAUGCCUUCUCAGACGCUGUUUUUAUAUUAGACAUAGCCUUCCAGUUCCGAACAGGGUAUUUAGAACAGGGCUUGAUGGUAUGUGAGAGUAAAAAAUUGGCGUGUCAUUACAUCAAAUCUAAGAGCUUCAUUCUCGAUAUUGCAGCCAUCACACCUGUGGAUUUAGUACAACUUCAAUUCGGUACUAUACCGAUUCUUAGAUUUCCUAGAUUUCUGAAGCUGUACAGAUCUUUUCGUUUGUAUUAUAUGGUGGAAUCACGCACCAUCUAUCCUAAUUUAUGGCGGGUGGUAAACUUGAUUCACAUUCUCCUGCUUCUCGCACAUUGGUUUGGCUGCUUUUACUAUCUGCUGUCAGAGUUAGAGGAUUUCGUAGGAGAAUGGUCCUACCGUAAACCUGUCGAUGAUUAUGCUACACUAUCAAGGAAGUACUUGGGAUCUGUCUAUUGGUCCACCCUAACUCUUACUACCAUCGGGGAUCUGGCAACACCUGCUACUAAUUUACAAUACAUGUUCACUAUCGUAAGCUACCUCAUUGGCGUCUUCAUUUUUGCUACUAUAGUAGGUCAAGUUGGAACAGUGAUAACAAACAGAAACGCAAGCCGUUUGGAAUUUGAACGACUUUUGGAUGGAGCUAAGCUUUACAUGCGUCACCAUAAAGUACCAAGAAACAUGCAACGCAGAGUUCAAAGAUGGUACGACUAUUCAUGGUCAAGGGGUCGCAUGCAAGGCGGUGGCGAUAUCAACUCGGCACUAGGAAUCCUACCCGAUAAACUGAAGACAGAACUCGCCUUGCACGUCAAUCUCAAGACACUUAAGAAGGUUAGUAUUUUCCAGGAAUGUCAGCCAGAAUUUUUACAUGACUUGGUGCUCAAGAUGAGGGCUUACAUCUUCACCCCGGGGGAUCUCAUUUGUCGGAAAGGAGAAGUGGCCAGAGAAAUGUUCAUCAUUGCAGAUGGUAUAUUAGAAGUCAUCAGUGAAACUGGAAAAGUUCUAACCCAAAUGAAAGCAGGAGACUUUUUUGGAGAAAUUGGUAUUCUGAAUUUAGAUGGCUUUAAUAGGCGCACAGCGGAUGUUCGAUCAGUUGGCUACUCAGAACUAUUCAGUUUAUCAAGAGAAGAUAUACUUGCUGCAAUGAAAGAUUAUCCUGAAGCUCAGGAUAUAUUGCAAACAAUGGGACGUAAACGUUUGAUGGAAGCACGCUUAGCAGCUACUAUCAAUAGAACUGGCAACCCGAACGAACCCAUUUUACCUACUUCCCUACAAGAACAAGCAGAAUUAUCUGAGUCACCUAAAGCCCGAUCUACGGUUACUAAGCUCAAAGAUGUUCGCAGUCUGAAAAAUCUUCUCAGAACUCGAUCAACUGCAACGGGAAAUGAAAGUGACUCUGCUGAGACAAUUGAACUGAAACCCCUGACCACAAGCGAAACAGAAAAUUUAAAUUUGAGAUCAGACGGUACGACCGCCAGACGGAGAAAUGUGUCAUUUAAGACUUUUAUUCAGAAAAUACAGUUCAAGCGAGAAGACUCCUCAACAAGCGUAAAAACUUUCAGCGAGAAGCUAAGCAGCUUCCGCAAAACAGAGAAAAGCUACGUUGAAUCCUCAUCAGUCUCAACAGAUGAUAGCGCAGACUCAUCCACUCCACUUAAUAAAAGUUUACCCUUGCUUCAAAGAGUUCGACUUUUAGGAGCUCAAGAGAAAAAAUCUGAAAUGAUGGGAUCAACAAGUGUCCAGGAUGAGACCAAAACAGAAAAUAUUCAUAAAAAAGAAGAUAUUGGAAGAAAAAGAUCGUCUUCACCUAAAAAAGAACAUGAGCUUACAGUAAAACAAGAGCAACAGCCAUCAUCUCCCAAAUCUAAAAGCAAUCCUUUCUCAAUGCUAACAUCGGUCAUUCCCAAGGGAUCGACAUCUCCCAAAUCGCCCAAGAAAUCUCCCAAAAAGGAAGGAUCGCCUGAUGGAAAGAAAUCUCCCGUGGCCCUUAAAAGCAGAUUACCGGAAACUUCCUCCGAAUUGCCACUUUUGAAGAAGGUGCUACUUCGAAAAGUGAUGGACGAAAAGAAGGCUGAAGAUUCUCAAGCAGAAAACCAAGGAGCUUCUUCCAAUCAGCAAUUUCUUUCAAAUGAAGAUAUUAAGAACGAUAAUGCCGAUGUUUCUCAGGAAACUGUUUCGAAUCGAGUUUAUCUGGAACAAUUCUCCCGAACUCUUGGCUUCAAAAUGAGUGAAGAUGUUGUGCCUCCAACUAAAACACAACCCAGGCAACGUCUCAAUGCUUCUUCACUAACACCCUCUCCUUCGAGCGAAAAUGUCAUCUCUUCAAGUUCCGAACAAAACCAAGAAGAGCAAGAAAAAGAAGAGAAAAAAGCAGCUAAAUCAACCUCACCCCCGAAAGGGCGCUUGAGCCGCAUGAUGGCUGUUCGAGAGGACUCGGAUGAAAACUCAGUCCUGGCAGAGGACCCCUUCGUCAAAAGCACUGAGUGUCAAACCGAGAUAAUCGGAUCUGCUUUGGAGCACAUAAAUAUACCAGCAACAAGCACAAACGAAUCAGAAUCAGACCAGGCAUUAAGAAGCUACUUGACCAAAAUGGUCACCGAGCUGCAAACUGUGAUAAAGGCAUACUCGGAAACUCAGCCUUGGGAGUCUUUUGAAGAAGUGUCCAGCUUAGGAGCAUCCUCUAUCUCAGUCUCGGAAAUUAAAGAAGACUUACACGGAUCAAGAAAAGAAUCUGAACCUUUAGAAGACUAUGAAAUUCCACCAGAUGGUGAAGAAAGAGAUCUAGAAGACGAAGAAGUAUUAGCUCUUAGGGAUCGAUUAAGAUUCCAGCGGAAAUCUUGGCCCACUCAAGUUAGCAUUCGUAGAAAACUUGAACCCAAAAGCAUGUCUCUCGACGAUGAAACACAGGAUCCAACAGCUGAAGAGCAGGAAGAAUUAUGGCGUUUGGAGUUUCCACCGCCUCCACCAGAUAUGGAAGAAGCCCCUUGGCUAAAUGUUUCAAAGCCCAUCUUUCCAGUAGUAGCAGAAAGUCUUAUAGACACAGUAAAUCCUUCCGAAGAAGACCUGCAAGAAAUAAACAAAGAUACACAAAAAAAUACUAAUGAUUGGGAAGUACAGAUGUUAGUACAACAAUUUGAAGAAAACGUUCUCUUACAAAGCGGAAGCAACAGCAGACGUCAUUCUAGUGGUGAAGCUCUUACCUGGGAUAAAGUACUGCGCAUGCGAAAUACAGUACAGACUAAGAAUCAAACUUCUGAACUCGGCGAUCCUCGCUCAGGUCGAAAAUAUAGUCUCAUUGAAGAAAGUUCGUCCAAAACCAUUGGUGCAGUGCGCGAAUGGGCUGCUGCUGGGAUGUCGUCCAAUGUGCCCCAUUCCUCUUCAUAUACGAGCUUAAUAAAUCCGGAAAAUCGCCAAGGUACAAUAAUGACGGAGAAAAAUGACAAAACUGAUUAUGUUGCUCCCCCGGAGAAGAACGUAGGACUAUUUCACCAAAUCCCACCAAAAACCAGAAAAGGUAGCCUUCCUACUAUUCCAACAGCAAGUACGAUAUGUAAAGCCCGGUGUGUGAGUAUGGAAGAUGUCAAAACUCAUAAAAGUAGAGAAUGUCAUCAUGAAGCCUCUGUAUCGUCAAGUUGUUCUCAAGAAACGGUCGUCGAAAUGGAAAUUAAAUCGUCAACUUCUGAAGAUAUUCAUAAUUACGACAAGAUAAAGUUGGGUACACGAUCACCAUCUUCACCAAAUGUUGCUACAGAUAAAGAGUCACAUGUGGCACUUGAUUUCUCACGUCUUUCAGACUGGCCGUCAAGUCCAUGUCUUCCUACUAUUAGAGAAGAUGAUCAGACUUCUGGUACAGCAAACACGCCUUUAAAAACUUCACCUGGUCGAAGUGUCAGUCAUGAUUGUUUACCCAAGAAAGGAUCAUUACCUAUUGGGAAGCAUAGCUAUAGAGCGACUUCGCGUCCACAAGGCAAUCCAGAUUCCUUCCAUUCGUUAGAAACAAUCUGCGAUACGUCUGGUCAAACAAUGCAAAGAGACUGUGUGGUUCUGAACUUAGAUUCUCGAAGUCAUCACUACCAAGAAGUGACUCCGGAUAAUCAGUAUUAUUCUCACGUAAGAGCAGCGAACGUUCCUUCCAGGCCGCCUCUCAGCAGUGGAAUGCCCUUAAAAGACAAUUCUCGAUCAAUUUCGCAAGGUAGUGUUGUUAUAGCCAUACCUGAAUGUGAUCCCGUAUUGAGUCCUUAA
This is a messenger RNA of Argiope bruennichi, 4881 nucleotides long. RefSeq lists its product as uncharacterized. Gene Ontology annotation, molecular function: monoatomic ion channel activity; protein-containing complex binding. NCBI's taxonomy places the organism in Eukaryota, Metazoa, Arthropoda, Arachnida, Araneae, Araneidae. Gene Ontology annotation, biological process: transmembrane transport; monoatomic ion transport. The coding region runs from base 1 to 4881 and encodes 1626 amino acids. The record is from RefSeq and is a predicted model, not a curated record. Gene Ontology annotation, cellular component: membrane. The transcript is spliced from 25 exons.